GCCCCCUCCCGGAACAGGAAGUAUCUGCGCGCUGCUGUUGCUGCUGACGUUGUUGCUGUACGAAGUGACGAUGGCGUCCACAGAUCAGUCCCUCCUGGACCUAACAGACAAGGAAACACGGGAGAAACUGUCGUUAUGGGAUCGCCGCACCGACGCAAUGGCUCCCCUCACGGAGAAACAAAUGGACGCUGUGCUGGAGAUCCGAGCCGCAGCUGAAACGCUCUCUGUCCCGUCAGAGCUGCCCAUUGAGGACUUGUGCAGCCUCUCGUCGCGGUCCUUGCAGUCCCCCUUCACAGCGACUGUGCCCGCGUCAACAGAGGACGUCCUGCUUAAGGGUUUCCAGAUGCUUGAUAUGGAGAAUGACAGGAUAGAAACUGCACAACAGUUUUUUGCAUGGUUUGCCAAGUUGCAGGCAAACAUGGACCAGGAUGAGAGCUCAAAAUACAGGAAAACCAGAGAUGAUCUAAACUGCUACCAGGAACAAUGCGAUGCUAUUCUGGUAGAUGUCAGUGCUGCUCUGGAGCACUUGGACUCCCUUCAGAAACAGUAUCUGUUUGUGUCCAAUAAGACUGGCACCCUACACGAGGCCUGUGAACAGCUCCUGAAAGAGCAGUCGGAGCUCGUUGACCUGGCAGAGAACAUACAGCAGAAACUGUCAUAUUUUAAUGAGUUAGAAAACAUAAACACGAAACUGAACUCGCCGACCUUGUCUGUAAAUAGUGAAGGUUUUAUACCAAUGCUGUCAAAAUUGGAUGACUGCAUUGAAUAUGUUUCUUCAAAUCCCCACUUCAAGGACUAUCCGGUUUAUUUGGCCAAGUUUAAACAAUGUCUUUCUAAAGCUAUGCAAUUCAUGAAGAUCCACAUCGUAAACACUUUGCAGCAUCUCACAAAACAGUUAACAAAAAGGGAUCCAAUGGGCUUGACCAACGCAGACAAUGCCUUUACGCUUUACUACGUUAAGUAUAGAGCAGCUGCGCCAAAAGUUAGGUCACUGAUUGAACAGAUCGAGCAGCGAGCGGAGAAGAUUCCACAAUACCAUCAGCUCCUGGAUGAGAUCCAUCAGUGCUACCUCGACCAGAGAGAUCUGCUCCUCAGUCCCAGCAUUACAUCCACCAUUACGGACCUGACCAACCAAAACAACAAAGACCACUGCGCUCUGGUUCGCAGCGGCUGUGCCUUUAUGGUUCACGUCUGCCAGGAUGAACACCAACUGUACAAUGAGUUCUUCUCUAAACCUACACCUACACUAGACGAGCUGCUAGAGAAGUUAUGUUUGUCCCUGUAUGAUGUCCUCCGGCCUCUAAUCAUCCACAUCAUCCACCUGGAAACCCUGUCUGAGCUCUGCAGUAUCCUCAAGAAUGAGAUGCUGGAAGAUCAUGUUCAUAACAACGCUGCUCAGUUGGGGGCCUUUGAUGGAUUAGUGAAGCAGAUGCUGGAGGAUGUCCAGGAGAGGCUGGUGUACAGGACUCACAUUUAUAUCCAGACUGAUAUCCUAGGCUACAACCCGGCUCCAGGGGACCUGGCCUAUCCUGAUAAACUGGAGAUGAUGGAGAAAAUUGCUCAGAGCUUAAAGGAAGAGCAGGUGAAGCGGAUGUCACAAGAGUCCAUGUUUUCUGAUGUUCAGCUUGAGGAUCCUGAUGGGAGAAGAAACAGUAAUGCUGGGAGUGUAGAAGCAUCACACCUCCAGACAUCUAUCUCUCCUGCUGAUCUGCACGGAAUGUGGUACCCUACUGUAAGACGAACGCUGGUUUGUCUGUCCAAGCUCUACAGAUGUAUAGAUGUGAGUCUUCAAUUUUUAUUUGCAGAAGAUUGGCCAUUUGGCCUGGUGCUGUGCAAACUCGUCCCCUUCGUACAGAAAAGCUCUGUUGGAAUUACUGUGUUGAGCUUAUGUGCUUUGAGUGUCGACAGAUACCGUGCUGUAGUAUCCUGGAAUCGAAUCAAAGGCAUCGGGGUUCCAGUGUGGACAGCAAUCGAAAUAACUCUGAUAUGGGUUAUUUCUAUCUUGCUGGCUGUGCCUGAAGUUGUCGGCUUUGAUAUGAUUACAAUGAACUAUAAAGACAAGCAUCUGAGAAUAUGUCUGCUCCAUCCCGUGCAAACCGCGCCAUUCAUGCAGUUUUAUAAAUCAGUAAAGCACUGGUGGCUCUUCGGCUUCUACUUUUGCAUGCCACUGGCUUGGACCGCCGUCUUCUACGCACUAAUGACCAGGAAAAUGCUCAGGAACACUGAGAAUACAUUAAGCGACCACACCAAGCAGAGAAGAGAAGUUGCCAAAACCGUCUUCUGUCUGGUGAUUGUGUUCGCACUUUGUUGGUUGCCUCUAUAUCUAAGCAGAAUCUUGAAAUCAACCAUAUAUGAUGAGAAAGAUCCUAAAAGGUGUCAGCUACUGAGUGUCUUUCUCGUCCUGGACUAUUUUGGCAUUAAUAUGGCAUCACUCAACUCGUGCAUCAACCCUAUCGCAUUGUACACAGUCAGCCAUAGAUUUAAAAGAUGUUUCAAGGCAUGUCUGUGCAGUUGGUGUCCUCUUCAAGAUGUUUCCCAGGACGAGCUGCAGUCUGUUUUGAAGUCCAGAAUGCAGGAUCAAGCCUCAGAGCAGAGCAGCAACAUCAAAGCUCACAAGCAGACUUCCACACCUCUACCUGAGCAGGACACCUUACCGUGUUAA
Cottoperca gobio is the source of this 2662-nucleotide messenger RNA. It is a transcript of the gene cog3, whose product is annotated as component of oligomeric golgi complex 3. NCBI's taxonomy places the organism in Eukaryota, Metazoa, Chordata, Actinopteri, Perciformes, Bovichtidae. The record is from RefSeq and is a predicted model, not a curated record. Gene Ontology annotation, biological process: vasoconstriction; regulation of blood pressure; intra-Golgi vesicle-mediated transport. Gene Ontology annotation, molecular function: endothelin receptor activity. Gene Ontology annotation, cellular component: membrane; COG complex; cis-Golgi network.